Molecule: messenger RNA, 2505 nt
Organism: Chara braunii
Lineage: Eukaryota; Viridiplantae; Streptophyta; Charophyceae; Charales; Characeae
Source: the annotation of a GenBank genome assembly
GGGUUGGAACCUCUAAUCCGGUUGUGCAUGUUUUCAUUAUAUUAUGGAUAUCUAUUCAGUAAUUGAAUUAAUUAAUUAAUAUAGAAUAAAUAUUGAAUUAAUAUUUAUAAUACAAUAAAUAUAGUAAUAUGAUAGAAUAUAUAAUUUAUAUUUUAUACGUAAUAUAUAUGUAAUAUAUAUACUUUUCACCAUGGUUGAGACCCGUAGUGGGUUAGACACUAGCCCCUACACCAAGGAGCAGCAAGAGAAGAUGACCGCCUUAGUCAAAGAGAAUAGGGAGAGGAAAGAGUGUGAGAAGCAAGCAAAGUUGAAGGCGAUUGUAGACGAACAGGCGGUGAAGUUGAAGGAAAUAGAGGAGGAGAUGGAGAAAAAGAAGAAGGUUUCUCAAGAAGAAGCGGCAGCAGAAGAAGAAACGGAAAGAAUGAGGAUUGAAAGCAGAGAAGGGAGUAGUGGCACGAAGAGGGACACAGACGCUGAGAUUGAGAAGAAUAUCAGCGAGUGGGUUGCUAAGUUAUCGUUGGGAGAAGAUGAGGAGGCGGAGUCGUAUGUGACGGAGGAUGAGAAGGCCGCACUGGCCGCUGAGCUGGCAGCCAUGGCGGGCCCUAUGGAACGAAGAGAGAGGGAAGACGAGCAGAAGCUACAAUGGAAGUUGAGAAUGAAGAGGGAGAAGAGGAGGAGGCGAGAAGAAGUGAAUAAAAUGACCGCAGCCGUGGCACAGGUCUUGGAGAAGUUGAGAGAGUCAAACUUCAAGAUCAACGCGAAGAAGUGCGAGUGGGCCAAGACGCAAGUCUUGUACUUGGGCCACGUAUUAGAUGGAGACGGCAUUAAGCCAGAGGACAGCAAGAUCGCGGCAAUUAGAGAUUGGCCGACGCCCCGCACAUUGACAGAGUUGCGGUCGUUCCUAGGCCUAGCCAAUUACUAUAGAAAGUUCGUCAGGAACUUUUCUACUAUCGCCGCUCCCUUGCGCAGGUUGCUUAAGAAAGAGGCAAUCUGGCAAUGGGAUAGAGAUUGUACGUCUGCGCUCAAGAAGUUAAAGCGCGCGUUAAUAGAGUACCCUGUCCUYAAAGUUGCAGAUCCGUCGUUGCCAUUUGUCGUCACCAYGGACRCRAGUCAGUAUGGGAUAGGCGCCGUGUUGCAGCAAGAUGACGGCAAUGGUUAUAGACCCGUAGAGUUCAUGUCAGCGAGGAUGCCCUCAGAGAAGGUAGCCACCUCGACGUAUGAGAGGGAACUCUACGCUCUUAGGCAGGCUUUAGAACACUGGAAGCAUUAUCUGCUUGGGAGGCACUUCAAAGUAUACUCAGACCACGAAACUCUUAGAUGGUCAAAGACCCAGGCCAAGAUGACACCUAAGUUGACUAGGUGGGCCGUAGGGAUCGACCAAUAUGACUUCGAGCUUAAGCCAGUGAAGGGCAAGUACAACGUAGUUGCGGAUGCUCUAAGUAGAAGAUCAGACUACUUUGGAGCUAUAGUACACUAUCUGGAUAUAGGGAGAGACCUGCAGGAGAAAGUGAAGCAAGCAUAUGCACAGGCCCCUAUCUAUAGCGACCUCCUAAAGAGAGUUAGAGAGGCCCCAGAGACUGAGCCAGAUUACCGCACUACAGACGGGUUGCUGUUUGAGAAGACUAAUGUGUUUGACCGUCUGUGCAUUCCCAGUAGCGAGGAGAUCCGCAGUCUGAUUUUAGGGGAAUGCCACGAUACUGAGGGACAUUUCGGUUGGCAAAAGACCUUAGCCAACCUGAUGUGUGUGUACACCAGGCCAGGAAUGAAGAAUGACUGCAUAGAGUAUGUCCGCAGUUGCAAAGUAUGCCAGCGUAAUAAAACUACUACGCGCGCGCCCCUAGGUCUUCUCAGACCCUUGCCUAUUCCGGAUCAGCCGGGAGGCUUAGUGUCCAUAGACUUUAUGGACACCCAAGUCAAGAGUAGACAUGGCAAGAGCCAAGUCAUGGUCAUAGUUGACCGGUUUAGUAAGUAUGCAGUUUUUGUUCCUUUGCCUGCAGAGGCACGUACAGACUUAGUGACACAGAAGUUCUUUGACUUUUGGGUUAGUGAGAACGGAAUCCCAUUGUCAAUAGUCAGCGAUAGAGAUAGUCGCUUCACCAGCCAGAACUGGCAAGAACUCAUGAGAGCGUACGGAUCUAAGUUGUUAAUGUCAUCUGGCCGUCAUCCAAAGACCAACGGCCAAACAGAACAGAUGAACAAGAUCCUACAGCAAGUUCUGCACAUGUACAUUAGACCAGAUCAGAUCAACUGGGAUGAGAUGUUGCCUAAGGUAGCUAGUGCCUACAACAACAGCCUGCAUCUAUCCACCUGCCGCACUCCCAAUGAGUUGCACAAGUCCUUUAGACCAUGCAGACCGUUCGAAGGACUAAACCGGAAUCAGAUUCAUAGACUACCGCCCGAUACCAGGGAGUUUGCGAUGCAACACGAGAAAGAAUGAGCAACUGUUGUUGAGAACCUUAGAAAGGCCCAACAUAGGAUGAUAGAACAGGCUAACAAGCACCGUCA